AUGAGGGAGAAAAUGAGACAAUACGAGUCUCGAAUGAGAUCAACCGAAGCGCUUAAACAGAAAUUAAAGCAAUUGACUUUGGACAACAAGGAGCUGCGGAAACAAGUGAAGGUCCUGCGGGCUGAAAUUGGUUUAGAGGCCAGUCCUAAAUUUCACGGUAAAACCACCAAGGAUAUAAUCAACGACCUGCACGAGAAGGAGCGCGAGUGCAAUUCACUUGUUGUGGUAUGGAGGGCGGUGGCGAGCAUUGCAUGGUCAGUGCUUCUCUUGCCCGUGACAGCUGCAGUCUUUGUGCUCUUGAGUAGAUUCAGCUUGUUUCACCCCAUCCAGUGGAUUUCAGAAUGCACAAGUCUUCUGACGGCCUCAAGCACCAUCUUUUCCCUUGUGGUGCUGUGUGGGGUGGUUCUGAUCACUGGCCUUUUCAACCUGGAGUUUUACACUUUGGUUCCCUCCAUUCCAUGUUCACGCAUGGCUCUCCUGGGGACGGUGCUUCACCCACGACAAUGUGUCCAUUCUUUGGUCUACUGCACCAUGGGCAUGCUGGUAAUGUGGUGUGCUUCUGUUACCAUCGGGGGACGUUACAGCACUCUGGGAAUUCCCUGCAGGCAAAGUGAGAGUGGUGAAGUAGUGACCUGUCUGAAUGAGUAUCAUCUCUUUCUUCUCCUGGCUGGGGCCUUCAUGGGAUACAGUCAUAGUUUCUUGGGAGUGGUUCAAAAUAUGUACUAUGUGUCCUUUCAACCCAUACAACAAUACAAAUAUCCGCGGUUCAAGGGCUGUCUGCCAAUGGUGGUCAAGUGCAGUGUUAUUCAGUCCUUAUAUUCAGCCAGGAAUUUUGCUGCUCUCUAUUUCUUUUUUGGGUAUGCUCCUAAAACCUGGAUCUCCAGCACACUUCAUCUACAGAUAGACAGUUCUCUCCAACCACUGGAUUCACUGACUGGACUUCUAGAUUUCUCGCUCCUUUACCACCUGACGAUCAGUGGCACUUUCCUGUAUUUCACCUGGUAUCUCACUGUGCUUCUCUUCAGGAUUUAUGUCACAGAGGCUUACAGUUUUCCAGUGCAGUCCACAUUUACUGAGGAUGCAGAGCAAUGUCUUCCCAAAGUUUUGGCUGAGACGAACACUUUAGUCAUGAAGUUUUUCGCUCUACAAGACCUCGCUCUGUUAUCACAACAUUCUCUCUCACGCAGACUAGAAGUCUUCUGUCUGAGUCAGCCAGGUGGUCACCCUCAUAACUGGAAUGCCAUCAGUAGGGAAUGUCUGUCUUUGCUGAGUGAGCUGACACAGAGACUGGUGGCUCAUCAGGAUGCGGUUGCCUCUAAUGGCCGAGUCAAGUCUCAGUCUGCCAGCAGUGACACCAGAUCAGCUUCUUUAAGCAGCUCAGUGAUGUCAGGAACAGAGGACAUUGCUGAGACCCCUCGACUUGGUGUCCCGCUAAGGACCCCUGGUUCAGUCUUCAAGUCAUCGGUGGGGGGGGUGCACAGUGCUUUGACGGCUCCUUUCACCCCGGAUGUGGACAGCCCUUUCUCUUCCCCUGCUAUUCGACGUCUGGUUGGCCAACAGGAACCCCGGUCUCCCUGGUUUGGUACAGUACAAAGCCCCCAUAUCAUGAGGAGAGGGCCCAAACUGUGGAGUGCCUCCACAGAGUCACAAUCCAAUGGCAGUCCUCCUGCCUCCCCUGUCACUGUUCCUAGUCCUCCUGCAGCCAGUGAGAAACCCAGCUUCCUGGCCCAGUGGCUACAGAACAGGAGAGAGCAGGUUAAAAGCUUUUUGGCAAAGCGGGUGCUGAUAGUGUAUUUAUUUAACAAGCUUCCAGAAGCCUCUUCCCAAGCUCUGUUUGCUGACAGCCAGGUUCAUAUAUGGGCUCUCCAAGGACUAUCUCAUCUGGUGGCAGCCUCUUUCUCUGAGGAUCAGUUUGGAGUUGUGCAGACCACGUUACCCAAUAUUCUUAGCUGCUUGGUAGUCUUGCUAGAGGCUGUUGACAGACACUUUAAACUGCCACAUGCCUCCAGCAAACCUGCGAGGGCUGUCUGCAGAAUGGGUGACUCCACCUACAAAACUCUAAGGUUUGCACUGAGGGCUGCGCUGAAGACAGCCAUCUACAAGAUAACUACAACUUUUGGAGAGCACUUGAAUGCUGUGAAUAUUUCAACAGAACAUAGAAAAAGGCUUCAGCAGUUCUUGGAAUUCAAGGAAUAGUGCAACACACAACCUCUCCUCAAUACCUUUGGAUAUAUGUGUGUCCGGAGACAAAAGAGACCAUGCUUCUUCAAAAGAUCUGAUAUGGAGGUUUAGCACUGUCAUUCAAGGCCUUACUUUACAGCCAAGUGCUGCACUUUUUUUCCCAUUGAAAUCCCAGUCACAUUCUAAGUAACAUUUACAUAUUCCUUAUACGUAUCAAUCAUUCACAUAAUCUGGGAAUUUUGUUUUGUGUGUAUGUACCUGCGUACUACAAUGUGAAGAGACUUCAAAAUCAUGGUGGGGACUUAAGUAAAUGUUUAAGGCAUUAUUACUCUUCAUCUUCAGUAUAUUUAAAUUGUAUUAUGCUCCCUUUAACAAAAAAGGGGGUCGCUGUUUGCGUCUUGCAUCAUUAAUUGUUCACAUUGGUUCUACAUUUGUGAUGUUUUUAUAGCACUCUGAUUGGAUGGUAAAUUUUCAAGGCCUGUGCAUGUUACAUGGAUCUUUGCUUCCACGUUUGUUUAAUGUCAAAUAUUACAUUUUUGAAACCUUCAUAUAAUAAAGCUUU
This is a messenger RNA of Sinocyclocheilus grahami, 2743 nucleotides long. RefSeq names its product nucleoporin NDC1-like. The transcript is spliced from 19 exons. Gene Ontology annotation, biological process: nuclear pore organization. Gene Ontology annotation, cellular component: nuclear pore transmembrane ring. The record is from RefSeq and is a predicted model, not a curated record. Gene Ontology annotation, molecular function: protein-macromolecule adaptor activity. The coding region runs from base 1 to 2196 and encodes 731 amino acids. Lineage: Eukaryota; Metazoa; Chordata; Actinopteri; Cypriniformes; Cyprinidae.